UUCACGGGGCUUCCAAAGGAGAUGUUGCGCAGUAGCAACUGCACUCGUUGGCUGGUAGCCGAAGACGUCAGCAUCUUUCACUGCUUCAGCGUUACCCCUUGGCUUCUGGCGGUAAGAAGAAACAAGUGUGUUAAGUGUAAGGACCGCGUUAAAUCUACAUCAGAAGUUUCAGUGGUGCGCACGUUAAGAAUUGCAAGAAUACACUUUUCGAACAACCUGGAUAUAAAACUGACCGAUUCUGAGAAGUUUAUUUCUGACCUGAAUUUUUGUCACUUCUGUUCCAAACAUUUUUCUUUUAACAGGUGUAUAAUAAAAGCUGCAAAUCCUAGUAAAUAUCAGGCAUAAUGUCAGUUAUAUUCGUGUUUCUGUUGCAUGCAUUCCUCUGUUUAAAAACUGGACUCGGGUCAGCCGCGUCUGAGGAUGCCACAAGAAAUGGGCAGGACAGCGGAGUGUUUGAUGCAGCGGAUGGUCAAACUUGGGACACCUCAACGACUGACAGAUCGGUGCGAGACAUGGUCUCAAUACAUAUGUUCAAGCUCUAUGAUAAAUACAACCGAGAGCUCAACCGACCGAGAGACGGGAAUACUGUUAGAAGUUUAAAGGCAAGAGCAGACAUCAUCGGUCAGGACUUUUACCAGUUCAACUUGACCUCCAUCACGGAGUCUGAGGUGGUACUUUCAGCCACAGUCCACUUCUUCUUCAACCAACGGCCACUGCAACGCUCCUGGGCCUGCAAGCGUUUCAGGGCCCCAUCCUGUCGUCCGCAGCACCUCCAGCAGCUGCCCCCCUUCCACCUCAUCUUCAGAGGAGCCUCACCAGGCAAUGGCCAUUGGACACUGCUGGGAAACAUCACUUUCUUCCCCCACAAGAGAGGCACGUGGCAAUCGAGAGACAUAUCACACGUCAUCAAGGAGGCCAGGAAGAUGGGUGAGCCCAUGGUUUCAGUCGAGUUCAACUCCAUCGCUGGGUACCAGAGACACCAGGAUCGCCUCUCACCGUCCAACUUACCCUAUGUGCUGGUCUUUGCCGAUGACCACGCUAUAUCAGAACCAAACAGCGUGGCCGCGACCCUACAGAGGUAUGACCCUUUCCCCCUCACCGAGGAGCACGCUCGAUCCCCAAACACCUCCCCCGACGCACGAGCGAAGAGGGACACGCGUGUCCGGGACCCCAUCCAAGACAACGAGCUCCCAGAUGUGGAGUACCGCACUCUGAAGAACGCUGAGCUGUGGGAAAGCGCUUACUUGCCACCAAAGCCAAAGUCCUCGACCAUGAAAGAGAGCCAGAGGAAAGGCUCAGGAGACACGGAAGGGCCCGGAAAGCCCCAGGUCCUGAGCUUUGAUGAGAAGACCAUGAAGAAGGCCAGGAGGCGCCAGUGGAGCGAGCCACGCAUCUGUGCCAGGCGUUACCUAAAGGUGGACUUCGCCGACGUUGGCUGGAGCGAGUGGAUAAUUGCCCCAAAAUCAUUUGAUGCCUACUACUGCUCUGGGACCUGCGGUUUUCCCCUCCCCAAGAUUCUCCGACCAUCCAAUCACGCCACCAUACAGAGCAUCGUGAAAGCAGUGGGAAUCACUCCCGGAAUCCCCGAGCCCUGCUGCGUUCCGGACAAAAUGAGCUCCCAGAGUGUCCUGUUCCUGGACGAGGCCAAGAACAUGGUGUUAAAGAUUUACCCCAACAUGUCCGUCCAGACCUGCGCUUGUCGAUAGAGAGAUCCCAGGGGAGAAUGCAAAGAACGAACUAAAACUUUGGUUGGACCAAUGUCCUGCAGGCUUGCUGAAAUGUAGGCUUGGUGCUGGGAUCUGAUGGAGGGGACUUGUUGUGUGAUGCACAGCUGAGUGGUGGUCCAGGAGCUAGGCUUUUGGACGCACUGCGCUCCGAAUGCCACACUGUUGAUCAAUGUUGUUUUUCUAAAAGUGUUCAUAGCCUUCAGUCUGCAAAGUAUGUCACCUAGUUUGUUGUUUGCCUCGAUACACUUGUUCCUUGUGGCCAGUAACCUCCUGUUAUUUAACUGGCCUCCCGACCAUUUUUUACUGAUUAUCCCUUCCCUUUCAUUUAUCUUAAUAAUCCAUCCUUUUGGCCCUAUCAUGUCCAUUCUCUGCUGAGUUCAUAUCUUUGAGACAAUAAGGACAAAUUGUGGGAGUAUAUUUACACCUGACUUUCCAGAAUUACUCUGUGUGCCUACCAUUGGUAUUAUCACGUGUUAUGGAGAAUUAUUUUCUUAUUUUCAAAUUCUUACCCUAAAAAUGAGAUUCUAAACACACAACGUCAGUAUUUAAUAAAUUCUAUUAUUAUUAUUAUUAUUAUUAUUAUUAUUAUUAUUAUUAUUAUUAUAGAAGCAGAAGUAUUAGUAGUAUUAUUAUUUGCAGGCAAUACACAGAUUUAAAAGUAUGGGCCCAAAUGUGCCAUUGGAUCUAUGAACCCAGCUAACCUGUCACAUUGUUAUUCUAUACAGUUAAACAUUAUACAGUUCUAUAAUGUUGCUGUAUUAUUGUAAUAACGUUACGUUACCAGUAUUAUUGGCAUAUUUAAUCUCGCAAUUUUCCAUGAUUAACAGAAUGCUUGUGUUGAGUGCUUCAGGUGGUAUCUAUAAUUCAAUCAGUUCUAUGAUUUAAGAAAUGUAAAAAGGUGAUAGAUAGGUCAGAUAAUUAUAUUUACCCAUACUUAUUACUAUGCCAUGUAAAUAUAUACUGUGUUUUAUCAUUUUAAAAAAAUAUUAUCAUGACAAAGUUGGCAAUAUACAUUUUCAUCAGUUUCACCUGAGAUAACAUUUUAUUUUCUUAUGUUUUUUGGUAUCCACAAAAUGUUCUUCAUUCUCACAAAAAAACAAGAAAUAUUUGUUUUCAUUUGUAUAGGUUUUUCAUAUAAGUCUUUAGUAGCAAUAUUGUUGUGUGGUUGUUGUUUCAAUACUUGUAAAUGAUGAAGAAUUAACUACCAAUAACUACCAUUAUUUGUCAAAAUAACGGUUCAGUAAACCAAAUAAAUUCACUUUUGUGUGAAUAAUAGUCACACGUGACCUUACUCCUAUUCUCAGAUAAUUAUUACAAUGUUGACCCAGAUGUAAUUUAAAAAAUAAAAUGAUCAGUUCCUGUUCUGAGUUUCUA
Molecule: messenger RNA, 3101 nt
Organism: Anguilla rostrata (American eel)
Lineage: Eukaryota; Metazoa; Chordata; Actinopteri; Anguilliformes; Anguillidae
Product: growth/differentiation factor 10-like
Exons: 3
Coding region: 345-1706 (453 amino acids)
Biological process (GO): positive regulation of osteoblast differentiation
Cellular component (GO): extracellular region
Molecular function (GO): growth factor activity; cytokine activity
Source: RefSeq, a predicted model, not a curated record